Messenger RNA from Nilaparvata lugens (brown planthopper), 1121 nucleotides. RefSeq names its product neurofilament medium polypeptide-like. NCBI's taxonomy places the organism in Eukaryota, Metazoa, Arthropoda, Insecta, Hemiptera, Delphacidae. The transcript has 6 exons. The record is from RefSeq and is a predicted model, not a curated record. The coding region runs from base 318 to 1121 and encodes 267 amino acids.
AACGAAGGCAAUGGAUAAUGGAUGCUGAUCUAGGGUUUAGAGCUUUGGCAUUGCUGGUUCUCUGCUAUAAAUCGUUUAUAAAUCCUAUUAAAUUGAUGAAAUUAACUAAUAAUAACAAUAAAAUAUACUUAAAAUCAUAAAUAAACUCUUCCAAUACAUACUCUAGUACUAUUUAAUACUACUUGCUUGCUAAAAUCGAUUGUAAGUUAGGUAUUGUUUCGUCAGCACAAUAUCUGUGAUGAAAUGCGAUCAGAUUCGACGUUCGGCCCAACCCUGCACGUUAUUUACCGCAUCUGACGCCAAUUACUGCAACUGGAAUGCAAAGUGUUGAAGAUGAUGAAUACCGAAUUAAGUCGAAAUCGUCAAUUGGAACAGACAAGUACAAUUUUUCGUUUGAAGGCUGUGGCCAGGAGCUAGGCUUAGAUGGCCGCCGCAGCUUAGAGAUGGCGGAAGAAGAGGAAUCCGCAACUAAGAUAGAGGAAGCGAGAACACCAUCAUCGCCCGAAAGAGGAGAAGUGGAGGAAGGAGAGGAAGAGGAGGAGGAGGACGAGAAGAGGCACAGGAAAAAGAGUACUGACAGCUCCGGUGGAGGCGAAGCAAAGGAUAGGAGUAAGAGAUCAUCUAAAGCCCGCAAAUCACGCGACGAUAUCCCGGUUUUGAAGCCGCUGGUUGAAUACAGUGACGUCAGCAGUGAGGAGUUGUCAUCUCCCCCAGAGGCGGGCGAGAUACCCGAGAGUGAGGCAGACGACGAUAGUGGAGAGGUACACGAGGAGGAGGAGGAUAGCGAUAGUAUGGCUAGGAGGAGUAGGAGAGGGAGGAAGCGAGGAGACGAGAGGAAGUCUAGGAAUAGGUUUAACACCUAUUUCUCGAAUUGCAGAUCAUCUAAAGCCCGCAAAUCACGCGACGAUAUCCCGGUUUUGAAGCCGCUGGUUGAAUACAGUGACGUCAGCAGUGAGGAGUUGUCAUCUCCCCCAGAGGCGGGCGAGAUACCCGAGAGUGAGGCAGACGACGAUAGUGGAGAGGUACACGAGGAGGAGGAGGAUAGCGAUAGUAUGGCUAGGAGGAGUAGGAGAGGGAGGAAGCGAGGAGACGAGAGGAAGUCUAGGAAUAGGAUCAUCUAA